Eleginops maclovinus (Patagonian blennie) is the source of this 1179-nucleotide messenger RNA. RefSeq names its product epithelial stromal interaction 1 (gene epsti1). Lineage: Eukaryota; Metazoa; Chordata; Actinopteri; Perciformes; Eleginopidae. The coding region runs from base 78 to 1058 and encodes 326 amino acids. Gene Ontology annotation, molecular function: ubiquitin binding. The record is from RefSeq and is a predicted model, not a curated record. The transcript has 10 exons.
CCUGCUGUAUGUGCAGUAAACAUAACAGGUGAGAGGGAACAGCAACACUGUGAACCUUCAUCUGUGAGCUGUCAGCCAUGGAUCCGUAUCAGAACCACAGAGACUACAGGAACCAGCAGAACCCAGGGAGAACCACGGCAGGAACACCUGGAACAUCUGGGGGGGACCUGACACCUGAUAGCCCCAGCGGAGAGGCAGCUGAGGCCCGGAACACACCUGCGACCACUCGGGAGCCACAAUACUCAGUCGGAUAUACGAUGAUCCCGCCCAAUGAAUCCCGGCGAAGCAAGACUCAAAUGAUGGCUCAGAAAGAGGAGGAGGCGUUUCAGAGAUGGAGAGAGGAAAACAGACCCCAACCCGUGCAGCCCGUCUCAGAGAAGCUGGGUGGGACUGCAACGAUGUGUGCAGCCAGGGAGAAGCAGCUUUCAGAAUUACGCAGCGCCAAACUGCAGAAGAAGCUGAAACAGGAGGAGGCGGACAAGAAGAGGAGACAAGAGGAGGAAGAGGAGAAUCAGAGGAUGAAAGAUAAACAGAGGGAGAAGGCGGAGCGUCUGGAGGAGAGGGAGCGUCAGGAGCAUCAGCGGAGGAGGGAGCAGCACCGACCGGAUCAACUCAGGAAGACUGAGACUUUUCUGCAGAGGUUCGAGAGGUCAGUGCCGAGUUCCCUGGCAUCGGCCGGUGCUACACACACUCCAUCUCGGAAUGAGGCUGCGGCAGGCAGCGUGAGAGACGUGCAGCUGGAACACAGGAGGGUGAACGCAGCCUUCCUGGACAGACUCGAGGGUCGAGGCGAAGAGACAAAGCAGGAAAGCAUCCAGGAAACACCGUGUCCCUCCUCGGCUUUUGAGGACUUUAAUUACAACCCGCCUCACCUGAACCCAGAACCAGAGCACAGCUACUUGGAGUGGACCGAGGAAGCUGAGCUGGAGCCGGACCUCAAGAGGCUGAUGGAGAGCUUUCCAGGAUACAGCACCGACUUCCUGGAGGACAUCCUGGUCCAGUGCAACAGGGACUGCGAGGAGGCCUACGCACUACUGCUCAACUGUGCAAUGGAUUAACGUCAGUGUUGUGAUUGCAUUCCUCGAUUAUAAAGAUAACCUAAAGUGUGUGACUUUGGUUGUGUGUGAUUGUAGAUGCAACCUCUACACAGCUGCAUUAAAUAUACAUACCUCCAGAGCA